UAUUUAUAUCUAGUAUGGGGGCAUAUUUAUUGUCUGACUGGACAAAGCUCACAGAUCAGGUCCAGGAAGUUCACGGACAGGAACACCCCAAGUACCAGCUGAAGAAUGUCUCCCAAGAAAGCAAAGAAGAGGGCAGAAGGAGCCAACUCCAAUGUAUUCUCCAUGUUUGAGCAGACCCAGAUUCAGGAAUUUAAGGAGGCAUUUACCAUCAUGGAUCAGAAUCGAGAUGGGUUCAUUGAUAAAGAAGAUCUCAGAGAUACCUUUGCAGCUUUAGGUCGUCUGAAUGUAAAGAAUGAAGAACUAGAAGAAAUGUUAAAAGAAGCUCCGGGGCCAAUCAAUUUUACUGUGUUCUUAACAAUGUUUGGAGAGAAGCUGAAAGGAGCGGAUCCAGAAGAAACAAUUCUAAAUGCUUUCAAGGUGUUUGACCCUGAAGGUAGUGGCCUUCUCAAAUCAGACUACAUAAGAGAUAUGCUUAUGACUCAGGCUGAGAGGUUCUCCAGUGAAGAGGUUGACCAGAUGUUCACAGCUUUCCCUCCUGAUGUGACUGGAAACUUAAACUACAAAAACCUUGUGCAUAUCAUCACCCAUGGUGAAGAGAAAGAAGAAUAAACAUUAAUCUUGACUUUUGCUUAA
Molecule: messenger RNA, 633 nt
Organism: Bufo gargarizans (Asiatic toad)
Lineage: Eukaryota; Metazoa; Chordata; Amphibia; Anura; Bufonidae
Gene: MYL2
Product: myosin light chain 2
Exons: 7
Coding region: 106-609 (167 amino acids)
Biological process (GO): cardiac muscle contraction; muscle cell fate specification; heart development
Cellular component (GO): cytoplasm; myofibril
Molecular function (GO): calcium ion binding
Source: RefSeq, a predicted model, not a curated record